Messenger RNA from Fukomys damarensis (Damara mole-rat), 1116 nucleotides. It is a transcript of the gene Ctsw, whose product is annotated as cathepsin W. Gene Ontology annotation, molecular function: cysteine-type endopeptidase activity. The transcript is spliced from 10 exons. The coding region runs from base 1 to 1116 and encodes 371 amino acids. The record is from RefSeq and is a predicted model, not a curated record. Gene Ontology annotation, cellular component: lysosome. NCBI's taxonomy places the organism in Eukaryota, Metazoa, Chordata, Mammalia, Rodentia, Bathyergidae.
AUGGCUCUGAAUGCCCAUCUCUCCAGCCUCUUGAUCCUAUUGGUGGCAGGCCUAGCCCCAGGCAUGAAGGACUCCCCCAGGGCCCAGGACCCAGGUCCCCGGCCACCAGUGCUAAAAGAAGUCUUCAAAUUGUUCCAGAUCCAGUUUAACAAGAAUUACUCGGAUCCAGCAGAGCAUGCUCGGCGCCUGGACAUCUUUGUCCAAAACUUGGCCAAGGCUCAGAUGCUGCAAGAGGAAGACUUGGGGACUGCUGAGUUUGGGGUGACUCCAUUCAGUGAUCUCACAGAGGAAGAGUUUGGCCAGCUCUAUGGGAAUUGGAGGGCAACCAGGAAGGACCUCAGGGUGGGCAGAAAAGAAAGGUUUGAAAAGCAGGAGUCGAUGCCCCCAAGCUGUGACUGGAGGAAGGCCCACAAUGUCCUCUCACCCGUCAAGCACCAGGGAAAGUGCAAUUGCUGUUGGGCCAUAGCGGCAGCAGGCAACAUUGAAGCUCUGUGGAACAUCAGAUUCAAACAGUCUGUGGAAGUAUCUGUGCAAGAGCUGCUUGACUGUGGCCGCUGUGGGGAUGGCUGCUUGGGUGGCUACGUCUGGGACGCAUUCAUAACUGUCCUCAACUACAGUGGUCUGGCCAGUGAAAAGGACUACCGUUUCCGGGGGCAUGCCAAAACCCACAGGUGCCUGGCACCGUUCUAUAAGAAGGUGGCCUGGAUCCAAGACUACAUCAUGCUGCCCCGCAAUGAAGACGCAAUGGCCAAGUACGUGGCCACACAGGGGCCCAUCACUGUGCUCAUCAACCCAACGCUAUUGCAGCAUUACCAGAAGGGUAUCAUCAAGAGCACGCCCUCCACCUGUGACCCCUGGCUUGCAAGCCAUUAUAUUCUGCUGGUGGGUUUUGGCAAAGAGGAGAAAGCGACAGAGAAAGAUUUGUUCCAGUCCAAUCAUCCUCCUCUCCAAUCCACCCCUUACUGGAUCCUGAAGAACUCUUGGGGGGCCCACUGGGGUGAGAAGGGCUACUUCCGGUUGCACCGAGGGAGCGAUACCUGCGGCAUCACCAGGUUCCCACUCACUGCCUGUGUAGGUGAUCCAGCUGAGAAGCAGAAAGUCUCCUGUCCUCCCUGA